CUUGGAUGCUCCGUAGAUGACUAAUCCAUGAAUGCACAGUACAGCACCACGGAGAACGUUGGCAGAAUUCCCAAAACGGAAAAGCUCUGCCACACCGUCGCACGGAGGUGCAACUAAAACACUUGUAUCAAGAACAGCUGGUCGGAUGAAACAUCCUGGUCUUCUCAAUUCAUCGCAAUGGCCUCCUUAACUUCGCUGCUGCAGCGAACCACAAUUGAAGACCACGAAGAGGUAUUGCAGUCGUCGAACGCGGCACUAGCGAAGUCUAAGUCGGAUCUUUACGCUCAACAUGUCAAGGUGGUUGCGCUCUUGAAACUCGACCGAUAUGAGGACUCACUGCGCGUUUUCGAAGAGAGCGGUGACGCUUUGAAAAGGAGAGCUUCAUUGGAGUAUGCAUAUGCGCUCUACAAAUGUGGGCAGCUAGAGAAGGCCGUGGACGUUGUUGCUCGGGUCGACGAUGGGAGGGGUGCGAAACACUUGGAGGCACAAGCGGAAUAUCGUGCUGAGAACUUUCAUCGCACCGCGGAGAUCUACGAGGCGCUAUUUAACGACAAGGAAGGGCUGGGUAACGAAGAAAAUGAUCUUCGCAUCAACUCCUGGGCCGCAGAUGCGCAAUUGCAGUGGAAAGGACAUUCGGAGCUUGUUCGUCAUGCUAGACCUAUGAGGGAUGACCUAGAGGCUUUCGAGACGACAUAUAAUGCGGCUUGUUUGAGUAUUGCGAAGGGAGAGCUCAGCCAAGGCGAAUUGCUCUUGAAGCGGGCCAAAGAAUUAUGUAGGACGUCGGAGGACCUUACACCUGAGGACAAGGCGGCCGAAUUACUUCCGAUUGCGGUCCAGCAUUUAUAUGUUUUAAUUAGACAGGGUAGACUGGAGGAGGCAGAGUCUAUCGCGGAGGAGAUAUCUGUUAGCGACAUCCCUGAACAAUCGACGAAGAAGAUCGCCCAGAAUAAUGUCGUCCUGGCCCGUCAAAAGUCUGCUAAUCCGUACCUACUCUAUAAGGCUUUCCAUGAAACGCCAACAUCUAGCGAUAACGACAGACUAUUUGACUAUCAAAACAAUAUUUUAGUUGGUAACUCCCACUCUGCAGAUCUCCUUGUCCACAAGUUCAACGGGGUCAUCCGAUCGACGUCAAAGGCGCUCUCCCAGAAACCUUCACCGUCUACUGAACCAAGCACCGCUCUCCUUUCUGUCUAUAAUGCUGCUGCCCACGCACAGGGACAGAUGGGGGCGACAGGCUUGAAGGCAAUUCUUCCUUUGCUCGAGACACGACCCAAAGACCUGGGAUUAUUAUUUACUGCCGUUCAGCUUUACGUUAGCCUGGGGAAAAUCACACCCGCCAUAUCCACUGUAGAGAAAACUCUAUAUGCUCUGGAUGAGUCUAUUUCAGAAGCAGAAAAGGACGUUCGAUUUAACCCCGGGCUCCUUAGCGUUCUCAUUUCGCUGUACAAGCUGCAGGGCCGCAAGGCCCAAAUUCGAACAGAACUAUCCAAGGCUGCAUCUCACUGGCGAGAACGGGCGGACGCAUCGGCCCCAUUACUCCGGGCUGCAGCAUCAUCGCUCCUUGACUCCCACAACCGUUCAGACCUGGAUAUGGCCGGGGAGCUGUUCAAGUCUCUGUACCAGAAAAGCCCCGACGACCGUUUAGCAAUUGCGGGAUACGUAGCCUCACAAGCGACAGUGGACUUUUCUAAAGUUGAGUCUCUGUUGAUCAAAUUACCUUCCCAGCAUGACCUGGUUGCAGAUAUCGAUACCAGUACCCUCGAGAAGGCGGGACUUUUGCUCUCUCCAUCCACCGCUGCUACGAUUGCAACUGCCAGAAAACGGACCUCGGAAGGUAAAGAAGGUCGCGUGACGAAACGGAUCCGGAAAUCCCGUCUCCCCAAGGACUACGAUCCGAGCAAGACCCCAGACCCUGAGCGCUGGCUGCCUCUUCGGGACCGCUCGACGUAUCGGCCGAAGGGACGUAAAGGCAAGCAGAGGGCGGCAGAUAGAAUGCAGGGAGGCAUGGUUAGCGAGAAGGUGGAAGAGCCGACCGGCGUUUCCGGUGGUCAACCGGCGCAGAGGCAGACCGGAGGGGGAGGGGCUAGCUCGAAGAAAAAGAAGAAGGGCAAGCGGUAGAUGCAUUCGUAUAGUUCGCAUGCCUACCUAGGUAAAAAUGAAGCAUUUGGAGACGACCGCUCUUUCGUAUAGAUCACGUGUAA
Molecule: messenger RNA, 2201 nt
Organism: Monascus purpureus
Lineage: Eukaryota; Fungi; Ascomycota; Eurotiomycetes; Eurotiales; Aspergillaceae
Source: the annotation of a GenBank genome assembly